Messenger RNA from Amyelois transitella, 4921 nucleotides. Its product is annotated as tonsoku-like protein. Gene Ontology annotation, molecular function: protein binding. The coding region runs from base 149 to 4555 and encodes 1468 amino acids. NCBI's taxonomy places the organism in Eukaryota, Metazoa, Arthropoda, Insecta, Lepidoptera, Pyralidae. The transcript has 14 exons. Gene Ontology annotation, cellular component: nucleus. The record is from RefSeq and is a predicted model, not a curated record.
AUAAGGUGGCGCUAAAAGAUUUUGUUGAUUUGUUUAUGUUAUUAAUAAUAUUAAAUUAAUGUGAAGUUCAGGCUAAUUUGAAGGCAAAUCUAUUAUUUAUUUCAAUAUUAAAAUGUUGUAAUCUUCAACUCAAUAUAAAGUAUCAAACAUGGAAGAAGAAAAACUUAUUCGGAAGAAAAAGAAAGCUUUGAACGGUAGUAACAGACGAGCUUUAGCGGAGGCUUGUAAUGACUUGGCCACUUUUUACUACAAACAUAAUCGCUAUAGUGAUGCAUUAGAAGAAUAUAAAAAUGAAGCUUCUAUUACUAAGGAGUUGGGUCUCAAACUUGAAUGGGGGACUUGCAACAGAAUGAUUGGUGAAAUGUAUAUGUUGAUGGCUGAGUUUGAAAAGGCUUUGAAGUAUGAAGAGAGACAUUUAGCUAUAGCCAAAGAGCUUAAGAAUCAAGUAGAGGAGCAGCGGGCCCUGGCAACUUUGGGCAGAAUAUACUUAUUGCAAGGACAGAGCACAAAUGAUAGUGAUGAGACAAAAACUUCUCUGAAAGCAGCAGAGAAAGCAUUCAUGAAGGGACUUGUUUUAUGUGAAAAUUUGAAUGGAAAAGUUAACAAACAUGAGCUCAUGGACAUGCGUGCCCGCCUUCUCCUCAACAUUGGCGUUGUCCAAGAGUACCUGGGCUUUUUCGACAAGGCUGUGGAUUGCAUAAAGAAAGCAAUUUCUAUAUGCAACAGUCAGGAUUUGUAUGAAGUCCUACACAACUGCUAUAUGACUGAGGCAUCACUGUAUUCUAAUAAAAAGAAGGAUUAUGCUACAGCUUUGAGCUGUUUGAAUAAGGCCCUAGAGGUUGCUAGUCGGCUUGAAGAUAAGGUAUUAAAAACCUGUGAGACUCUGUCAACGAAGGCUGACAUUUUAUGCAAAAUGUCUGAUUACCAAAGUGCAAAACAAGUCCUGCUCAAAGCGUGGAAGUUAAAAACUCCAGAUGAGGAUGAAAGAGAAAAUAUUGAAUCCAAUCUCAAAGUUGUUGCAGCUAUGUGUUACACUGAAGACCUGCUCAUAUCAACGAAUCCAUCGGACCACUUGACCUUCAAGAAACUAUACGAGAAGCUCGGAGACGGGGCUUGUCACCUUCGGAAUUACUCGGGGGCCGUCGAGUAUUACCUGAAAAUGUUAGACCACGCGGAAUUGAAUGGAGAUUGUGGGAAGACACUCAUUCCUAUUUAUGUCAGCCUGUACCAAACCUACAAAGACAUGGGUUGCUACAGUGAAGCUUUGCAGUACUAUCAAAAGGAGUAUGAUCUUAUAAAGGAUGUGCCCAAAGAAGCAUUUACCACGUUAUACAACAUCGCUGAGACACUAUUUUUGGCUAAGAAACCUUAUGAAUUAGUUGAGAAAGCGUGUAUCGACGCUAGGAAUGCUGCACGCGAAUGGAACAAGAGAAAGUACGAAAUAAGAGUCCUGAAAAACCUCCUGAAAUACCAAGAGGAGUACUUUGAGACGGACAAAAUGGAGGAUAUUAAGAAUGAACUCCGUUUGUUGGGUUACGAUGACUUCGAUCAUUUGGACAAUUCUGAGGAUGACCAGAGUUCGGCUGGCUGCGAGGAGGACACCACUCAUAUUGGAGACGAUAUAUGCCUUGAAGACCUGACUGAUUUAUCUGACACGAACGAGGAAGAUGUAGCUGAUGCUAAAAGGGAGACCAGAAGGAGGGGUAAAGGCUUUGCAAUUAAAAAGAACAUGAAAGGCGAAACUCAACUGCAUGUAGCUUGUAUAUCCGGUAAUAAGUUGUUAGUAGAACGGCUUAUAGGCAAAGGCCAUCCCGUGAACGUGAGAGAUAACGCCGGAUGGCUGCCUUUGCACGAGGCCUGCAUACAUGGACACGUGGAAGUCGCCAAUAUUUUAAUUAACAAUGGGGCCAAUGUCAACGAUAGGGGAGGGUCGAACUGCGAUGGAAUAACACCAUUAUACGACGCAGCAAGCAAUGGCCACUUAGAAGUCGUUCAAUUGUUAUUAGAAAAAGGUGCGAUUCCAUCUUUAAAAACGGAUUUCGGCGAAACGCCUCUAAAUGUUCUUCAAAAAUGGCGGACUGGCACUAUUUUGACUAAAGAUGAAGAAAAUAUGUACAAUAAUAUUUGCAACAAAAUACACAACCUGAAAGAUAAAACUAAUGUUACAGAUAAAAUUGAACAUGUCCUCAAUAGAUCUAAAUCUAAGACUCCAAUAAAACCUGUCAAAGAUAAAACACCACCAAGUACUUCAAAAAUCACAAGCAAAAUCAAAGAAUUGAGAUCACCAGAAUUCAAAAGACGUAAUAUAAUUCAAGAUGACAGUGACGAAGAUAUGGAUUUAUCGCAAAAUAUAAAGAAUCUAGCUGCAUUUCCUUCAGAUGAUUCAAAUGAUUCUGAUUCAAGUGACGGUAGAUCAAACGAAUCAUUAAAAAGUAAGAGUAAAGAUAGAAAUACCGGUGUUAAUGAAUACAGAAGUGCAAUAUCUGCUUUGAGAAAUAGAAAUAUAGAUGAGUUGCCGGAAGUUGAUGUUAAGAAGUCUAAACCAAAACCAGCGUUAUUAGACCCCGAAGAAGUGGACGAUGAUUGGUUAGAUGACGAUUUAGGAUUAAAUAAUAAAUCUAAAAGACGAAAAUUAAGUGAUCCCUUAGCUACUGUUACAACAAAGAAACCUUCGUAUGACAGUAUUAAAGAUACUAUAGAGAAUUUAAAUAAGAUUGAACCAUUAACUGAUAAUAACACUUUAAAACGUAAAUCUCGUGUAAGCAAUGUUGUGGAUAUAAGCGAUAAUAGUUUAGAUUCCACUGAAAAUAUUUGUCCUAAAAAAUCCACAGCUGAACCUUUUAAAAACAUUAGGAAUGAUCUAAAUGAAUCAAGAUCAAAAGAUAGUAGAGAGAAUAUGAGAAGGAGGUGUAAAACUCAAAGUACCUUACUCAAAGCUGGCUUUCAAAGGAAGAGAGAUGACGACUCAAGUAACAGUGGAAGCGAGUCAGAAUUUACUAGAAAUAACGAUUCCAUUAUACGCUCCUCAACUCCAUCGUUUUCGCGCAAAUCUUCUAGUGAAAAUUUUUGUUUUAAUUCCAACGAUGGUUUUAAUGUAGUCCAUAAUUUGAAUACCAAUAUAGUGCAACCAGUAAAUAUGAUACAACCGAUCAAUAUAGUUCAGUCUUCGAAGAGCGGGCGUCCGAUAAAGACGCAAAUUUUGCCACCUGCUGCCGUUAAAGUGCAAGUAGAAGACAAAGUGUUGUUGAUAUCUUUGAAACUGGACACGAUAAAUAAAUUGACAAUCAGCUGGCUGGUUGAGGAAGUUAAAUCGAGGUAUUACAAACUGACAGGCGUCCGUCCCGUAUUCAGCCUGAUGACAUCAGACGGGGCUAUACUAUCGGAAGAUGACCCUCUAAGCUUGGUGCUCUCGUCUCCAGAACUGAAGACUUGCGUCACCAACUGGAAGGCGUCACCUGCUGAGGAAAGAUAUCUCGAAUGCUGUGACGCUUUGGGACUUUCAACAUCAGAAGAGAUCCGGCAAGCGAUAGGCAGAAGCCACGCGACACACCGCCUUGCGCUCGGCACGCGGACCUUGCCUCCCUCACAGAUCAGACCACUAUUCCGGGCCAUGACACACCAGACACACAUCACCGCCAUAUUGAUAUCCAACAAUAAUCUAGGAGACGACGGCAUGAAAUACCUAGCCGAAUGUCUCUGCACAUUGAGGCAUUUACAACAACUAGACCUGAGCAGAAAUAAUAUCACGCAAGACGGAACGAAAUACCUUUUAAAUAUAUUUGAAAAAUCCACUCGGCCUAUAUGCCAAUCUCUUGAAGAUUUAGACAUGAAUUACAAUCCUAUAUCAGAUGAGGGCUUUGGAAAUAUCGUGAAAUUAUGUCAGCAUGUGCGGCUAAAAGUGUUGAAGUUAAAUAAUUGUAAGAUAACUGAGAAUGCUUUGAAUGAAACAGUUAAAUCGAAUAUGAAUUUUGAUAGUAUAGAAUGUAUAGAUUUAAGUAAUAAUGAGAUUAAACAAGCGAUGGUUAGUUGUCUAAUGACGUCGUUGAAUCCUAAUGUAUUGACGGAAUUGGAGCUGGAUAAUAUUGGUGUACAAGGGAGUGUGGUAGGGUGUGUUGCAGCCUUUAUGGAUUCGGCUAAGGAAUUGAAGAUCAGAAGAUUCGGCCUAUCUGAUUGUAAAUUAGUGGAUGGACAGUUUAUGAGAGUAUUCAGGUCUCUAGGUCGCGCCAAGCAUCUUCAAGCUAUAACUCUCAAGCAUAACCUUCUAACUUUUAUCACACUGAAGAAACUUCUACAAAGGCAGCCGCCAGUGCCGCAAAUAAACUUAGAUGGAUGUCAAGACAUAUUCAAAUAUUCGCCCGACUCGGACUUCCAAGUAUGGCUACCAGCCAUAGAUUUCGGAAGAUGUAUACCAGAGAUAAACGUGACUCCUCUGUCACAAACGGACGCAGAGAGGGAAAGUUUUAAGUCAUUCUCGAAGACAUGGUUAAACUGCUUCAAAGGGAGAGGAGUGAUUGAACAUUGUGAUGGUGGUGUUAUUAGGUUUACAGCCAAGUGAAUUUUGAGAAUUUAUAUAAAGUGAGAAUGCUUUGAUGCAUUUUUAGUGUAUGUUAAUUACGAUCAAAAUUGUAAGGAACCAGCUAAUUUAGGAGGUUUUUGUAAGAUAGUUCAUAGUUAAAAAUUUAACAUAAAAAAGAAAUAAAAGGAGGUCUCUACUUGACUCUACCGAAGUGUUGGCUCUUAAUAUAAAAAGAAAUAACAGUAUGGUACUUUAGCAGCAGAGCAGUUGUUAAUACUGGAAGGAGUGUGUAUUAAUAUACUCACUUUAUCAUGGUACAAAAAAUUAACGGAAAAUGUAUUUUUGAUAAGAUGUAUUUAUUGUUUUUAGUUGAAUUUGUUUAAAAUUUUCAUGUAAAUAAAUAGC